Molecule: messenger RNA, 1545 nt
Organism: Mastomys coucha (southern multimammate mouse)
Lineage: Eukaryota; Metazoa; Chordata; Mammalia; Rodentia; Muridae
Source: the annotation of a RefSeq genome assembly
AUGUUCGUAAAUCGUUGACUAUUUUCAACCAACCACAAAGAUAUCGGAACCCUAUACCUACUAUUUGGUGCAUGAGCAGGAAUAGUAGGCACAGCACUAAGCAUUCUAAUUCGAGCUGAACUAGGUCAACCAGGUGCACUCCUAGGCGAUGACCAAAUUUACAAUGUUAUUGUUACUGCCCACGCAUUCGUUAUAAUUUUCUUUAUAGUUAUACCAAUAAUAAUUGGAGGCUUCGGAAACUGACUCGUACCAUUAAUAAUUGGAGCCCCUGACAUAGCAUUCCCACGAAUAAACAACAUAAGCUUUUGACUCCUACCCCCAUCAUUUCUCCUAUUACUAGCAUCCUCUAUAGUAGAAGCAGGUGCUGGAACAGGAUGAACAGUCUACCCUCCACUAGCUGGUAACUUAGCCCACGCUGGAGCAUCAGUCGACCUAACCAUUUUUUCUCUACAUCUAGCUGGCGUUUCAUCUAUUCUAGGUGCAAUUAACUUCAUCACAACUAUUAUUAACAUAAAACCCCCAGCUAUAACCCAAUAUCAAACUCCAUUAUUUGUAUGAUCUGUACUUAUCACAGCUGUACUCUUACUCCUUUCACUACCAGUACUAGCUGCAGGAAUCACAAUACUACUAACAGACCGAAACUUAAACACAACUUUCUUUGACCCUGCUGGAGGAGGAGACCCUAUUCUUUAUCAACACCUAUUCUGAUUUUUUGGUCACCCAGAAGUCUACAUUUUAAUCCUCCCAGGAUUCGGUAUUAUCUCUCACGUAGUCACAUACUACUCAGGAAAAAAAGAACCAUUCGGAUAUAUAGGCAUGGUAUGAGCUAUAAUAUCUAUUGGAUUCCUAGGAUUUAUUGUUUGAGCCCACCACAUAUUCACAGUUGGCCUAGACGUCGACACACGAGCUUACUUUACAUCUGCCACUAUAAUCAUUGCCAUUCCAACUGGCGUAAAAGUAUUCAGCUGAUUAGCAACACUACACGGAGGCAAUAUCAAAUGAUCCCCAGCUAUACUAUGAGCUUUAGGAUUUAUUUUCCUGUUUACAGUUGGUGGCCUAACAGGAAUUGUCUUAUCAAACUCCUCACUUGACAUUGUCCUUCAUGACACAUACUAUGUAGUAGCCCACUUUCACUACGUCCUAUCUAUAGGAGCUGUAUUUGCCAUUAUAGCAGGAUUUGUUCACUGAUUCCCACUAUUUUCAGGCUAUACCCUAGAUGACACAUGAGCCAAAGCCCACUUCGCAAUUAUAUUUGUUGGAGUAAACAUAACAUUCUUCCCCCAACAUUUCUUAGGACUUUCAGGCAUACCUCGACGAUAUUCAGACUACCCAGACGCUUACACUACAUGAAACACAGUAUCCUCGAUAGGAUCAUUUAUUUCACUCACAGCCGUUAUCGUAAUAAUUUUCAUAAUCUGAGAAGCUUUUGCCUCAAAACGAGAAGUUAUAUCAGUAACAUACUCUUCAACCAACCUAGAAUGACUUCACGGCUGCCCACCCCCAUACCACACAUUUGAAGAACCCUCCUAUGUAAAAGUAAAAUAA